Messenger RNA from Penicillium antarcticum, 1026 nucleotides. RefSeq lists its product as uncharacterized. The coding region runs from base 1 to 1026 and encodes 341 amino acids. NCBI's taxonomy places the organism in Eukaryota, Fungi, Ascomycota, Eurotiomycetes, Eurotiales, Aspergillaceae. The transcript is spliced from 5 exons. The record is from RefSeq and is a predicted model, not a curated record.
AUGUCGGCGACAACAACUACAACUGGCCCUUCCACUCUGCUGAAAACUCCAUCUGGAAGAUUGUUCUCUCAGGGAACUGAAUUCAAAUAUGGUGACUUCCGUGAUGACAUUCUUCAGAAUGGUUACGCAGUGGUAAAUGGUGCGGUUCCACGCGAUCGGGCCUUGAAGUAUGCAGAUGAUAUCUACACUUGGCUGGAGGAAUUCAAGCUCGGAUUCCACCGCGACGACCGUUCAACAAUCCACAAAGAUCAAUUUCCUGAUAUCAAUGAGAAAGGAAUGUGCCUGGGCUACGGCAUUUCGCACGAGUCAUUUACUUGGGCUGUCCGUCAAGAGCCAGCUGUGGUCAACGCUUUCGAGAAGGUCUACGACACGGAGGAUUUGACUGUUUCUCUCGACUCUGUCAAUAUUGGAUUCCCCAAUAGGAAGGAUAUCAAACCAAAUUCGCCCUGGCCUCACCAAGACCAGGAUCCCGAGAAGCCUGGCUUUCGAUGCUUGCAGGGCCUUGUCAAUCUACUUCCUAAUGGACCAAAGGAUGGUGGUUUGAUCGUUUGCAAGGGUGCGCAUUGGUUGAGUGAGGAGUUUCAUGCAAACUUCAAAGAUGAAGAAAAAAUUUGGUCAUGGACCAAGGAAUGGUAUGGAUUUACCGAAGCCGGGCAGGCCUGGUUGGAAGAAAAGGGCUGCGAGUGGCUCAAGGUGGAAGCUGAACCGGGCGACUUGCUUCUCUGGGAUUCGCGCACACCUCAUUACAAUUUGACUUCUGAGACAGACCAGGACAGGUUCUGUGUCUAUACCUGUUUCAUGCCUGUGGCAGAUGCGACAAAGGAACAGCUUCAGGUGAAGAAGAUGGCUUUUGAAGAAACCAAAAUGACCAUUCAUUGGCCCAACGCAAUGCAUGUUGUAGAUCUUCCGGUCUUCAGGGACGGAGAGGCGGAUCCUUAUAACCGCUCAAAGCCUCGUGAACCGGUGAAACUUAUUGAGCGGGGAUUCAAGUUAACCGGUAUCCCUUAUCUUGAGCAAAUGGCCUAG